CCAGCCAGCUGACUGGCUUUUUUUUAUUUAUUUCAUUUAAUUUACAAAAGUUUAGAAAAGCACCAACGGAAGCCAUGUAUUCCGAGGACGAAUUACUCUUUCGCAACUUCCAGCAGUUGAAGAGCUACAAACUGGACGACGAAAAGUCCUCCACCACCACGUCCAGGGAGCAGCAAAAAACAGAGACUUCGGUAGAGAAAUGCUUCGACCGGUUCGAGGAAUUGCAGUCCUCUCAUCCACGACUCACCCAAUUUUUCCGGCUAGAGCAUCAGUAUUAUCUGGACGCAAUGCUGCGCCGGCUCCCCUCGAACUACGAGUGCCUAGACAGCAGUCGGCCAUGGUGCGUCUACUGGAUACUGCAGGCAGCCCAGUUGCUUAGCUUCAACUUCGACGACGAAACCCUCGACAGGGUCGUACAGUUUCUCAGCAAAUGCCGAGCUCCAACGGGCGGUUUUGGCGGCGGACCAGGACAGUUCGCCCACCUGGCACCCACAUAUGCGGCGGUCAACAGCCUCUGCAUUAUUGGCACCAAGAACGCUUAUCGCGCCAUCGAUCGUCCGACCCUUGUGCAGUUUCUGUUCAGUGUUCGCCAGCCGGAUGGCUCGUUCCGGCUCCAUGUGGAUGGGGAGACGGAUGUGCGCGGCGCGUACUGUGCCAUCUCCUGCGCCAAGCUGCUGAACCUUCCGGAACUGGUGAUGAAGGAACUCUUCACCGGCACUGGGGAUUGGAUUGCCAAGUGCCAGACGUACGAGGGAGGAUUUGGCGGCGCCCCCGAACUGGAGGCCCAUGGGGGCUACACUUUCUGUGGCAUUGCAGGCCUGGCGCUGCUGAACGAGGCGCACAAGUGCAACAAGAAGGCGCUGCUCCAUUGGACACUGCUGCGUCAGAUGAGCUACGAGGGAGGGUUCCAGGGUCGAACCAAUAAACUGGUCGAUGGCUGCUACUCCUUUUGGGUGGGCGCCACCAUACCCAUAACACAGGCGACGCUCUCUGGCGGCGAUAAGGAGAUGGAACACACACUGUUUGACGUUGAGGCCCUACAGGAAUACAUUCUAAUCUGCUGCCAGAAGCAAAACGGUGGUCUGAUCGAUAAGCCCGGCAAGCCACAAGAUCUCUAUCAUACAUGCUAUACCCUAAGCGGCGUCUCCAUUGCCCAGCACUCGGAGUCCGCCAGUUGUCCACAAGUCCUGGGCGACACCAUCAACGAACUGCUACCCACCCAUCCAUUGUUCAACAUCCCACCGAAGUCUGUGGCGGCGGCCAUCAGCCACUUCAACAAUUCCAAUGACACAGAUUUUGCCAGCCCCUCCGAUAGUACCUGUCGAGGUGUGUCAGAACAGGAUAGUUAGAGUGUCGGAGUACAUAUAUAAAAACUUUCUACCGCCUUUAGAUGAUUCAAAAUUAUACAUUUUACAAAAACUA
This is a messenger RNA of Drosophila subobscura, 1422 nucleotides long. RefSeq names its product protein farnesyltransferase subunit beta (gene Fntb). Gene Ontology annotation, biological process: protein farnesylation. Bases 75 to 1349 code for a protein of 424 amino acids. Gene Ontology annotation, molecular function: protein farnesyltransferase activity. NCBI's taxonomy places the organism in Eukaryota, Metazoa, Arthropoda, Insecta, Diptera, Drosophilidae. Gene Ontology annotation, cellular component: protein farnesyltransferase complex. The record is from RefSeq and is a predicted model, not a curated record. The transcript is spliced from 4 exons.